CUCCCGCAUUUUUCAUUUCAAACAAGCGCAUUUAUUUUAUUUACUACAACAAAUUGAGACGAAUUUGAAGCAUUUUGAUGGGCGCUAAAGUAACAAAGAUUGAAGGCAGCUACUUGCCAGACACGCCAACAUUAAAUAAAUUGCGCAUUGCCAGCGCCACAGCACAGAAUUCAGAGAUGGAAAUGUCGUCCACUCCUUGCCGAGAAAAUAAAGAGCUACUUGAUCCUCGAUCUCCCAAUGGCUGCCGCACUCCACUGAAUUUUCUGCAGCCAGAGCCCCGGAUAAUGCAGGCAGCUGCUUCAACAGAACCAGUAAAUGAAAAUGCAUUUGCACAGCUGCGCAAGCGUCUGCUUAAAGGUUUCUCCUUGAAUGAUCCACGUUCCCCGCAGCUGAAUCGUACUCCUUUGAUUCUAGAUGAGGCCAUUGAUCGUACACUGAACAUGGACGACACAUUUUCCGAUCUGUUUGUGGAAACGCGUGUUCCAGUGGCAGAGACAGCGACAGCGGCAGUGACUGCUGAAGUUGUUGUCCCAAGCAGUGAAGAGUCCGAUUUGCACAACAAUAGUUCGCUGGAGAUUGUGUCGCUGGCUUACGAUGAGGAGGAAACAAUGCCUUGUGAUAUGUUGUUCCAAAAGACGCCACCACAAAUGAGCUAUGAUCCGCGCUCUCCAAGCGUCGGUGUGGAGCGUACUCCCAUCAUAUUCUGUGAUGAUGACGAGUCGGAGGCACGUGAGACUCAAAUGUUGGAGGAGAUACUUGAAACUCUCACACUUAAUCUCAGCAACGAGAGCAGCAUGGCUUCGUUUGUGAGCGCAGCAGGUGCCGAGAUCAGUCUAGAUGAACCACAGUUUCAGGCUCAGACUCGACCUGCUAAUAAACAUUUGGAGCGUGUGCGCCUGGGCAACAAGCGACGUGUGGCUCCACGCAAGCCGGCACGUGCCAGUAAAUCGCAGAUAUAUAUCGACUCUACAGAGGGACACACCAGCACCCCGAAGAGUACCCCAAAGAGCACCCCGAAGAACACUCCCAAUGCGGCGACACAACGCACUCCUCUCAGCUGUGUCAACAAGAAUCGCAUCCAUUUCCGUUCGCGCUCAGUGGAAAAGGAUCUGCGGAAGACCCAGCUGCCAUUGCAAUGUUUCGAUGAUCAGCUGAAUCCCAGCGAGCGCGUCAAUGUGACCAGCUUGCGCUUACUCAUGUCCGCUGAGGACAACCUUCAGGGCUAGAGGAUCACGUACUAAGAGUUUUUAGUAGAUUCAUUGCCUUAAUUAUAUCCACACAGCCCACCAAUCAUUUAUUUUUAUCAAAGUAUACAAAUAUACAUAUAUUUUAAAAACAUUGCUCUACAAAAAUAUACGCACUAUUUGCGGAAUACUCAAAA
Molecule: messenger RNA, 1381 nt
Organism: Drosophila innubila
Lineage: Eukaryota; Metazoa; Arthropoda; Insecta; Diptera; Drosophilidae
Gene: msb1l
Exons: 2
Coding region: 78-1226 (382 amino acids)
Source: RefSeq, a predicted model, not a curated record